This is a messenger RNA of Miscanthus lutarioriparius, 375 nucleotides long. The record is from the annotation of a GenBank genome assembly. Lineage: Eukaryota; Viridiplantae; Streptophyta; Magnoliopsida; Poales; Poaceae.
AUGGGGAGGGCACCGUCGCUUGCUGGGUGGAGGAGGCCACCACACCGGUGGAGGAGACCACCACGCCGCCGGAUGUGCGUCGUGCUCCAUGAAUCCACCACGGGAAGGCAAGUGCUCCAUGGAUCCACCACGGGAAGGCGGCCAUGGCCACCGUCGAGGUGGAGGAGGCGCGUCGGGGUGGAGGAGCCGCGCGCAGGUGGAGGAGGUCGCGCCGGUUGGAGGAGGCACGCCGUGGUGGAGGAGGCCGCGCUGGCGCCGGACUUCGGGGAGAGGAGCGCGCCGCCACGGGUGGAGGAGGCGCGCCCGGGUGGAGGAGGCCGCGCCGGGUGGAGGAGGCCGCGCCGGGUGGAGGAGGUCGCGCGCCACCGAGGGUAG